Lichtheimia ornata is the source of this 348-nucleotide messenger RNA. RefSeq lists its product as uncharacterized. The record is from RefSeq and is a predicted model, not a curated record. Lineage: Eukaryota; Fungi; Mucoromycota; Mucoromycetes; Mucorales; Lichtheimiaceae. The coding region runs from base 1 to 348 and encodes 115 amino acids. The transcript has a single exon.
AUGACCAAAUACUCGUUCAUGGCAUUGGGAAUCGCUUGCCUCGCCCUUUUUACAAGCAACUCUCUUCUUGUUCAAGCGGACGAUACCUAUCACUGCGAGUGCAGAAAUCGUGGUUCGACUGACAAAACGAUGGACCUUACUAGAAGUUGCUGUACUGGAAUCACAAGCGGACUCGGCAUUGUUGGUGUUGGCGGUGGCGGACUUGGCACCAUGAAGGAUGGCGAAUGUUACUUCCCUAAGACUGCCGAGGAUGCAAAGGACGACAUCAAUCGUAACAGAUUUUUGAGUUGCUGUGGCGUACCAGACCCAGCAAACGGCGAUGAAGAGAGCGGAAGCUGUGGUGACUAA